AUCACAGACUGUCAGGUGGAAAGACGAGGCGGACAGCUGUCAAGCCGGAGGACACGUCCCAUCCUCCGAGGCUCUCCUGGAAAAUAUUCUCGGCAACCCUAUCUGGAACAAAGGUUAUAAUUACAAAUGGCGAUCCUCGUGGCUCAAGUGGUGGCCCCUCUGAUUCUUCUUUUCGGAACAUUCUUCCUGGGAACACUUCCCAUCUUCCUCGUGCGAAAGUUAUACAUACCAGCUAUCGGUCCUCGAAUCUUGUCAUUCCUGGUCUGCUUCGGGGGAGGUGUUAUUUUCUGCGUCACAUUUCUUCACAUCGUCCCAGACGUCAUCGAAGGCUUCUCUGAUGUGCACACUAGUUUUCCCCUGCCGGAGGCUGUCGUGUGUAUCGGCUUCUUGGCCAUAUAUGCGAUAGAAGAACUCAUCCAUUUGUGUGUUGACCACGGGCAUAGCGCUGGGAAUCAUCAGCCUGCGGAUGACAGGGACCCCUCGGCGCCCUACUUCGGCGACUCGCUCGCGAUCAGCUUUUCUGAGUCUCAGCCCAUCAGCCCAUCGCCCGCUCAACUCAACAGGGAGGUGACCAUAUCCGGCCUCCUCAUCAUUGCUGCGCUCUCCUUCCACUCCUUAUUCGAGGGGCUGGCCCUCGGCCUUCAACAAUCCGAGAAGGAUACCUGGCUCCUAUUUAUGGGUGUCUCCAUACACAAGCUCGUUCUAGCGUUUGUCGUCGGUUUCGACCUCAGCGCUGCAGGGAUCUCCGCUAAGGUGUUGAUGGCUUACAUGGCUGUAUUUGCCAUCAUGUCCCCCGCGGGUGCCCUCAUAGGUGCCGGUUUCUUAACCAGUAAGAAGUUCAACGGUGUGCCCGUAGCGUCGAUGAACGGUUUGGCCGCUGGGACUCUCUUGUACGUGACUUUCUUCGAAGUUCUUCAAAGAAAACAGAACGCGAACUUGCCGCGAAUGUGGAGAGUAUUUGCGGUUUCCGUUGGGUUUGCAUUUAUGACAAUGCUGAUAGCUCUUUUACCUGACCGGGAUUGAUACGGUGGCCGAAUAGGAGUCCUUCCUGGAGGAUCGGGAGUGGAGAAGUAUGUCAUGACUAGGCACACCGCACUCUAAAGAGAGAGAGAGAGAGAGAAAAAAAAGAUAGAGUAGCUUAGUCCUUUGGGGGACUACAAUCAUUGCAACGGUAGUCUGUGCGAAGUUUGAGGGCUGUUUGCAAUGUUGGGGAGUACCUAAUUGUUAGGAUCAGAGGGCUAAAAUUGGGAGAAGGUUCAAUCUAGGGUUUUACAAGCUAUAAUUAUUCAUCAAUUUACCCUUUUUUUCUCUCUCUUAAAAUGCAGACAUCUCGUUUGGGUCAGGCAAUUCCAUUCCGAAGGUUCAGUCCUGCAGUCCCAUUCUUUAUGAGUCGCUCGUGAAGGAUCUGGGAUCUCGAAGACUAGAGUCAUCAAACUCAAAAAAGAGUAUUCUUAAUCAUCUGGGGGACUACAUGCAUUGCCACGGAAGGUUGCGCGAAGUUGGGGAGUUAUUUGAACCUUAGGGAAGUAGUACUUCCUUACUUACAGUAAUUACUCCCCAACUUGCCCCCCACCCCCCGCCCUUUUUUACUUCUUCUUCUUAGAAUGCAGACAUCUUGUCUUGAUUGGGCAGUCCCGUCUCAAGGGUUUAAUCCCUGCAGUCCCAUACUUCACAUUGCUCGAAGCAGUGGCUGUCAAUUACUUUCAAAAUCAGGAUAUGGUCAGGAAAGUCAUGGUCAGGAAAGUCAUGGAAUGGUCAUGUUUAUUUAGCGAACGCAGUGAUUUAUCCAGACCCUCCCUACAUCCCGCGACAUCCCCGCAAAAGUUUGGCGAUACUCCCCCUAUAUCUCUUCCACCUGCGCACCGGGGGAGCCUUGCUAUUUCAGCUGUAAUGACAUGUCGGUAAUGAUACGUUGAGUUCUUAUGACGCAACCUGUAAUAGUGACUGCCAGAAAAAUAUUUUGGCAACCCCCUCCCCCACCCCGCCGUGCUUGGGAUUCUGGAUAAACCCCUGCUCGUACGAGCAGUAUUUCUUAUAAACAUGCAAUGCAAAUGUUUUCUCCCAUGGAAUACAAUUUGGAGUUGGAGUUAGACGGACUAAAAAUAAUACGGAGAGGUUGAACUUGCCACCUGACAAAUUCUGCUACUCCGAGAAAAAGCUACGAAAAACAACAACAAGGAAAGAGAGAUGACUAGGCUAGGCUGUACGGCGCACGGAAUACAAUUUACUAUUAUGUCCGCCGUUACAUUCAGGAGUAACUUCUUUUUGCACGAAGAUGGCUGCACGGAAACUUUUGUGUUUUUAGCGAAUGUGAGCGAGAUUGUGAAUUUGGCGGUGCUUGUAGGAAGUGACUUGGCAACCCUGUCACUGUUCAGAGUUCUGCAAUGGCGAAAAGAUGCGAGUGCACUUUCAAGGAAGUUCCGCCAAAAGAACCUGCUUUUGUAAGCCCAUAGUAGCAGAGUUAGCUGACAAGCCUGGCGUACGUGCUUUUUCUGUUGUGCCUGGGGGCCGCCGUGACUGAUGGUGGUGAUUGUGACGAGGCCGACUUGUUGGCCUCUUCAGUAGACAUCAGCACAUCACGAGUCAGGAGCAUAUCAGCGUAAAUGACGCCCAGUCCGUAUGGUCCGUCAGCCUGAGCCUUUGUUCGAUGAUGUCACGAUAUCCGAGCGUUCAAAAUCCCAAAUCUCAAAAUCCGCAAUAGCAAAAUCACAAAUUGCAGAAUCAAACUUAUAUCUGCUAGGUCUGAGAAUGAAAAGUAGUAUGAAAGGUCUGAGAAUGAAAAGUUUCAAAGUAAGAUAUCACUGAGCAACGACCAGCUCCCGUGUAAAUGACAUUUACGUCUUGAACUGUAAGAGUGUGAAAUAAAACGUUCUUGAAAAGAAAAAGGCAAGAAACAGCUCCCGUGGCGUAGUGGUUAGCGAUCAACCUAACUUAGGAUGAUCGCUUUCCACGCGAGACUGCUGGGAGGUGACACGGGUUCGAAUCCACGUCACCGGCUGUGUUGUCCGAGGUUUUCCCUGGGUUUUCCGAAGACUUUCCAGACGAAUGUCGCCGCAGUUCCCCCUGAAGUCGGCCCAGGACGCAUGCUAACCCCUCUGUCCCCCACUCCUUCCUGCUGUCCUCUCUCCAUAUGUCCACGUCUGUACGCCGCUCAUAGCCGCAGUUGCUUCGCGGCGCUAACACGAACUAAAAAAAAACUGAGCAACGUGUCAGGUUCGAGCGUUUUCGAUGUUCGUCUGUGUGAAUGUGGGAGCGACUGGCAACAAUGUAAGAGAGAAUGCACCGAAAAGGAUGAGUGCGUGUCCUCGUGUUUCCUCAUGUGGGUUGGAGGACCUUUUUCACAAUGGUCUAUGCGCAUGACGUUCAUGCGCCGGAGAGGGUAAUCUCCGUCAUCACUAGAUGGCCCAGUAUGGGGACGACAGAAGAGAAGGGGGACCACUGGGGAGACCGCACGAAAGGUGCCAGCUCGUCGGUCCCACUCCGGACCGGUUUUAGUCCUUUGUGCUACCCACGUGGAUUUGUUUUCACGCGCUCCGAGGAGACCCGAUAGGAUACGACGCGUAUGUGAAAAAGGUCCAUUCUCUGACCGGCAAUCAGAGGGUGCGGGUUCGAAUCCCACUGCUGGAGCCUUUUCUUCAACAGCCAUCAUCAACUCACCCACUACAGAGUUUCAGGGACAGUGUCUAUGAAUGUGUGGGCAGGAAGUCCCACCCCGUGCCUUCCCGCCUCUGGACGCAUACGUUGCUUAUUGCAUAAGCUAGCCAGGGGGGAUUGAAUUGGAUUGGAUUGGAUUUUAUUUGACCGUGCCCGCCAAAAGCCAUGACCUAAAUAGCGGUAUACAAUAUGCACAUGCAAACAUAACAAAGUCUCCAAAGCUAGGGGGAGGAGGGGAAUUCGGGGGUCCUACCGCCCGCCGAUAUCCUGCCUUUGGUAGUGCAUUUGGGAGAGAGAAGACGAGUGUGAAAUCCUCCUCCACAUGAAAAGUUCCCAGAGAACCCCUCCAGAAAUAUAUUUCUGGCUACGUUACUGAGGUGGAGGAGCUCUGGUAAAAAUUUCAGCAUGCUCUUGCAGAAUUGUUUUAUGGCGUUACAUGGACUCGACGCCAAGUCGAUUUACCUCAGAAACAAAUACAACAACAACUUUAUUUGAUGAUGAUGAGCGAUGAAACAAGUAGCUACAGGAUCUGUAAAACCAACAUUGGAAGUGAAUCUUUCGCCGUUAGCGGCGGUGAAUGGCCCACCACAUCAUCAAUUUUAAUUUUCAAUUUCAAUUUUAUUAGUAGUAUUUGCAAUACAUAGUACACAGUGGGGACAUUAUAGUCAUCAUCCUAUUUGUGUGUGUGUGUGUGUGUUUAGCCGUAGACAGCGCACACAUCCUCACUAACAAACCACACGAGGACGGACCGUACUCGCGAUUCGCAACAGGGAGGUGGGAGGGAGGAAGAUAUGUUUAAUGCGAAGUAAAAGAAAAAAGAGGAGGGAGAGGUUAGCCACGGUGUAGGCUUGCUACUCCCCAAAAAGCUAUCAAGCAACACGAACAGCUGUGUUGAGUGUGAGUAAAGUGACGUUUGCUGAAUCCCAUUACGUUGUGGAAAAGCAUAUGUAGGUGUCGCAAGGGAACAUGCUGUUUCUAUAAUAGGCAUCCCUUCGGGUCACCUUCCGGUCCACUGCAAGCGGCACCUGCGGUUCAAACAGCCGAUGCACUCAAUGUGUUUAGGGUAAAAAGGUGAAAGGAAAUAUUUGAUGCGUUUCGUAUUGUUCGUUUGACCCCCGAAAUCAUGCGUCAGCAACUGUUAUCAGUUGCCGACUGUAUUUGCUAUGUCGAAAGGGGCAUGUGUCCGAAAUAAUUUGAUGACGGAAAGGGUACGCAGAGGGUUUCUGUGAUAAAAUUAUUAUUACUAUUAU
This is a messenger RNA of Ornithodoros turicata, 4904 nucleotides long. Its product is annotated as zinc transporter ZIP1-like. Gene Ontology annotation, biological process: zinc ion transmembrane transport. Gene Ontology annotation, molecular function: zinc ion transmembrane transporter activity. The transcript is spliced from 3 exons. The coding region runs from base 127 to 1023 and encodes 298 amino acids. Lineage: Eukaryota; Metazoa; Arthropoda; Arachnida; Ixodida; Argasidae. Gene Ontology annotation, cellular component: plasma membrane. The record is from RefSeq and is a predicted model, not a curated record.